Molecule: messenger RNA, 2415 nt
Organism: Salmo salar (Atlantic salmon)
Lineage: Eukaryota; Metazoa; Chordata; Actinopteri; Salmoniformes; Salmonidae
Product: TGF-beta receptor type-1
Biological process (GO): heart development; protein phosphorylation; cellular response to growth factor stimulus
Cellular component (GO): plasma membrane; signaling receptor complex
Molecular function (GO): transforming growth factor beta receptor activity, type I; ATP binding; SMAD binding
Source: RefSeq, a predicted model, not a curated record
CGCGUUGUUGGCAAUCAGACCAUUUUUUUUGUUCUUCCUCCAAGCAAAGAAUACAGAAGUUGGUGAGAAAUUGCCCAGAGUAAUUUGUUAUGACAAUGGAUACAAUACGCUGUAAUUUCAUAUUUUUGGUCGUGUUCCUUGGAGCAGGAAUUCACAUAUCCAUUGCGUUGCAGUGCGACUGCCAGUGGUGUAGUAACAGUACCUGCUACACAGAUGGCCUGUGCUUUGUGUCCUUUGUCAAGUCGGGCAGUAAGAUGGUGGCACAGGGGAGCAGGUGUUUACUGGAGGCAGACCUCAUCCCUAAAGACAGGCCAUUCUUCUGCGCCCCUUCCAAGAAGGAGAACACCGGUGUUGUCCCUGUCUGCUGCAACAGAGACAUGUGUAACAAAGACCUCAACCCAGAAGACUACUCGGAGACAUUCCCCACAGCCCGUACCCCUCCACUGAGCCCAGUGACCCUGGCGGCCGUCAUCGCGGGACCGGUGUGUGUGCUGUGUUUCGUGCUGCUGCUGGUGUUCUAUGUGUGCCACAGCCGCUCUGUCGUCCACCACCGCGUGCCCAACGAGGAAGACCCUGCCAUGGACCACCCCUUCCUGGCCGAUGGCCACACCCUCAAAAACCUCAUCUACGACAUGACCACCUCAGGCUCCGGAUCAGGUCUGCCCCUAUUGGUGCAGAGGACCAUAGCCAGGACCAUCAUCCUGCAGGAGAGCAUCGGAAAGGGGAGGUUCGGGGAGGUGUGGCGGGGCCGCUGGCGAGGAGAGGAGGUGGCCGUUAAGAUCUUCUCAUCCCGGGAGGAGCGCUCGUGGUUCCGCGAGGCCGAAAUCUACCAGACAGUCAUGCUUCGCCACGAAAACAUCCUGGGCUUCAUUGCCGCUGACAACAAAGAUAACGGCACGUGGACCCAAUUGUGGCUGGUAUCAGAUUACCAUGAGCACGGCUCCCUUUUUGACUACCUGAACAGGUACACGGUGACAGUGGAGGGCAUGAUCAAGCUGUCCCUGUCCACCUCCAGCGGCCUGGCUCACCUGCACAUGGAGAUUGUUGGCACGCAAGGUAAACCUGCCAUCGCCCACCGCGACCUGAAGUCUAAGAACAUCCUGGUGAAGAAGAAUGGUACUUGCUGCAUCGCUGACCUGGGAUUGGCUGUCCGCCAUGACUCUGCCACUGACACCAUCGACAUCGCCCCCAAUCACAGAGUUGGAACCAAGAGGUACAUGGCCCCUGAAGUCCUGGAUGACUCCAUAAACAUGAAGCAUUUUGAGUCAUUCAAGCGGGCAGAUAUCUACGCCAUGGGCCUGGUGUUUUGGGAGAUCGCACGGAGAUGCUCAAUAGGAGGUAUCCACGAGGACUACCAGCUGCCCUACUAUGACCUGGUCCAGCCAGACCCCUCGGUGGAGGAGAUGAGGAGGGUGGUGUGUGACCAGAAACUACGGGCCAACAUCCCCAACAGGUGGCAGAGCUGCGAGGUGCUGCGGGUGAUGGCUAAGAUCAUGAGGGAGUGCUGGUACUCCAACGGAGCGGCCCGCCUCACCGCGCUGCGCAUCAAGAAGUCCCUGUCCCAGCUCAGCCAGCAAGAGGGCAUCAAGAUGUAGACUAGAGGGUCAAGACUACCGGUCUGUCUGGAUUUUCUUUCUGUCCCCAUCGCUAUGUGCUGCUCUCUUCGACAUCUCUUUCUCUGAAGAGGGAGGGAGGGGAUAGUACAAUUCAGGUGGGUUUGUGUACCUUCAAUGUCCAAUCAGCCUUGAAGGAAUGGGAGAGAUUGCUUCUCUGCUCUUCUCUGUUCUCCUCUGAGAUUGCAUCAGGACAUGGGUAGAUUCUGGAUAACAUUCUAGACUCUGGAUGCGGAGACACAACCCCCUGUCCCUCCUGUUGUUUUGCCUGUCUGUAUCCAUCCCUUCUUUCUUACCCCAUGCAAGAAACGCUGGACUUUAUUGGGACCUCCUGUAGGAAUUCCAUUGCAAAUAUUCUGAAUCAAAGAAAAUAUGCAUUGAAAGAAAUUCUAAAUUUUGAUAUACCUCUCUCUGGUCAUUUCUCAAAGUACCAAGGUCAGUGUCUAUUGAAGUGUUUUGUUUAAACAUGAUUAAGUGUUACUUAUAUGAAUUUCUUUAUUUCACUUAAGAUCUUUCACCUUAAAACGUUUAUUUUACAGAUGCCAGAUCCAUAUUUUUGUAUGUGUUUUGUCAAGCAAAACAGGACAUGACCUCAUUAAGCUUCAUCAAAUAUUCAGUGAAAUAUGCAAUAUCUUGUUCAUUGCUAUGUGUGUAUAUAUAUGUUCCUUAAAGUGUUUACAGUGUAUUCAGACCCAUUGACUUAUUCCACAUUUGUUACGUUACAGCCAUAUUCUAAAAUUGAUUAAAUUGUUUUUUUUCCCACUGAUCAAUCUACACACACUACCCAUGAUGACAAAGCAAU